AUGCGGCAAGAUAUCCGACAAGCAUUCCUUGCUGCUCCCGGACUGGACAGACGUUCCAAGAACGUGGCGCUGAUCACCGUCGGGCUUGAAGCACAGGACGCUGGCCUGGUGGGGGAGCUUAUGGAGGACGUAGAUGUGGGCGCGGUCGUCCAUUACGGCCCUCGGUUCCCGAUGCUUCCAAAGAACACUGAGCCACCGUACAUCUGCCACGUUUCAGGAGAGGAUACAGAUCACCUUUCGGCGCUCCAAAAGGCCGCCCUCGACGAGAUCGUCCCCCGUUCAAGCCUACCUUUUGACCCGACGCUGUUCAAGCCUCGCGCCUCCGUCGGACCUCGGAAGCCAAAAGCGUGCGAAUACUUCUCUUAUCCCGACGUCAGCUGCUCGGAUCCCUGCAGCUGGGCCUUUGCCUUUCCCUUUUCCUCCAACACGCGCCACUUUGCCUUUGCGAAAGCGCGCACCGAUGCGGACCGGAGCGCCUCGUCAUUGUCAUAUAGCCGUACCCUGCAGCUGCUCCAAGACACCAUUGGGCCGCGAUUUGAUCGUGAGCAGCUGUGGGACAGACACACUCAUUAUGAAUUUGUCGAAAGAGACAGCUUCAAGACCAUGCAGACGAUGGUCAGCGACCCGUUCGUCAAUCACGUCAGCUCCCUCACUGGCGGUGCGGGCCAUGCGCAACUGGCCAGAUUUUACGAACAUCAUUUCACAAAAAGCAGUCCGCCAGACACGAAGCUAGUCGGCCUUUCAAGGACGCUGGGUCCUGAUCGAGUCAUUGACGAGAUGAUCUUCGAGUGCACACACACGCAAGAGAUUGAAUAUUUUCUACCUGGUGUCGCACCUACGAACCGGCGUCUGCGAAUCCCCAUGGUCGGCAUUGUCAACCUGCGCGGCGACAAGCUGGCAUUCGAGAGCCUCUAUUGGGAUCAAGCCAGCGCCCUUGUCCAGCUCGGUCUGCUCGAACCAAAGGUUGGCUUGCCAAUUGCGGGCCAAGAUGUGCCAGACAAGGUUCUUGAUCCUUUUGGAGUCCCUUCCAACGGGCUCCUGACCAACUGGAAGAAGAGCGAGAAUCUUCCUGUUCCGGGUUUGCCGUAG
Messenger RNA from Acaromyces ingoldii, 1089 nucleotides. RefSeq lists its product as hypothetical. Lineage: Eukaryota; Fungi; Basidiomycota; Exobasidiomycetes; Exobasidiales; Cryptobasidiaceae. The record is from RefSeq and is a predicted model, not a curated record. The transcript has 2 exons. Bases 1 to 1089 code for a protein of 362 amino acids. Gene Ontology annotation, biological process: polyketide metabolic process.